Labeo rohita (rohu) is the source of this 5622-nucleotide messenger RNA. RefSeq names its product transient receptor potential cation channel subfamily C member 2b (gene trpc2b). The record is from RefSeq and is a predicted model, not a curated record. Gene Ontology annotation, cellular component: cation channel complex; membrane. Gene Ontology annotation, biological process: manganese ion transport; calcium ion transmembrane transport; regulation of cytosolic calcium ion concentration. Bases 376 to 3519 code for a protein of 1047 amino acids. The transcript has 13 exons. Lineage: Eukaryota; Metazoa; Chordata; Actinopteri; Cypriniformes; Cyprinidae. Gene Ontology annotation, molecular function: store-operated calcium channel activity; inositol 1,4,5 trisphosphate binding.
CAGAGGUGUUGAAAGGAGGAAAUGCACUGAUCGGGGAGUGGAAAUUCAGAAGUCCUUAGUGAGCUCUAAUGGGAUGCAACAUUAUGUUACGGUUGCGUUUUUAAUUGGUUGUGUCCUUUAGGGAAUUCUACCUGUUAUUUGGUUUGUUCAGAAUGAAAUCAUUCACCCGUGUUUUGACUCCUCAGUGGUGGCAAACCAGUGGACUCGCAUAACUAGUGUCUUAAUCACUCUGCUCAGAUCAGGAUUAGAGCCUCAUAAAACACUGUUACUGACUGGCUUUUGGAGCUGCUUUGUUUGCUUUUUGGAUAUACAGUAGAUAUGUGGGACAUCCAUUGAUACAAUUUCACUGUAAUAUUUAUAUCCCCAGUGUAUCUGAUGAUGGAAAACCUAACGCCAGAACAAUGGCGCGAGAUUGUGAACAAGAAGUUUCGCUUCCCUCCGGAGCUCCUCGGGGCCAUCCGAGAGGGCAACGUGAACAUGGUCUCUUCGCUGCUGAAGACAGGUGACGGCAUCAUCCGCCAGCUGGACGACUCCGAGGACAGGCUAUGGCGAGAAGCGCUGAACUUGUCCAUCCGACUGGGCAACGAGGACACCAUGGACAACCUUCUCCAAGGAGUCAAGUUUGAUUUCCGGCAGAUUCACGAAGCUCUUCUGGUGGCCGUGGACACCAACCAGCCUCGUGUGGUCAAACGCCUCCUGGAUCGGCUUGAUCUAGAGAAAGGAAACAAGAUGGAUGUGCGCUCUUUCUCAAUGGCCAUUUUUGACCACUCCAUUGAUGAUUCCCAAUUUGCUCCUGGAGUGACACCAUUGACACUGGCCUGUCAGAAGGAUUUAUAUGACAUUGUGACAAUGCUCAAUCAGAAAGGUCAUGAAAUUCCUUGGCCGCAUAAAAUCUCAUGCGUGUGUCUGGAGUGCAGAAACGGUCGUCAGUACGAUUUGCUCAAGUUCUCUUUGUCUCGUAUCAAUACCUACCGAGGAAUUGCCAGCCGUGCUUACCUAUCCAUCACCGCAGAAGAUGCCAUGCUCAGUGCCUUUCGACUCAGCCGGGAUCUCCGCAAGCUGUCUAAAAAGGAACCUGAAUUUAAGCCUCAGUAUCUUGCCCUGGAGCAGUUGUGCCAGGAGUUUGCCGUGGAGCUGCUUGGAAUGUGCCGGAACCAAAGUGAGGUCACCACCAUCCUGAACAGCCUUGGGGAUAAGGAUGAGGACAGCGAGGACGAACUGGACCAGCAGGCAUUUGAGGAGGGCAUCCCAAACCUGGCUCGCUUAAGGCUUGCCGUCAACUAUAAUCAAAAACAAUUUGUAGCCCACCCGAUCUGCCAGCAGGUGCUCUCUUCUAUCUGGUGUGGGAACCUUUCAGGCUGGAGGGGCAGCAGAACGGCCUGGAAGCUCCUGGUGUCUUUUGGGAUCUUCCUGACCAUGCCUAUCCUUUCCCUCAUCUACUGGAUUGCACCGAAGUCAAAGUUGGGAAAGACCCUAAGGAUCCCAGUUAUCAAAUUCCUUCUCCAUUCAGCUUCAUAUAUGUGGUUCCUGAUCACGCUUCUGGGAGAAUCCAUUGCCAUGGAGGUGUAUCGAGACAGCUUUGCCUCUCGUGAGCAGACCAUCCUGCACAACUCCUUCCACAUGGUCUGGGUAGUUGGGUUUUUCUGGUUUGAGUGUAAGGAAAUUUGGAUCGAGGGCUUGAAGAGCUAUUUUCUAGACUGGUGGAACUGUCUGGAUGUGAUGGUUCUUAGCAUGUAUCUGGCUUCAUUCGCCCUGAGAGUGGUCAUCAUGCUCAAGGUCCACUUCCUCUGCCAGUUGCCUGACAAAGAGGAGGAGUGUGUCUACUUCACCGAGACCAUGCGUAAUGAGUGGCAUCAGGAGGAUCCCCAGUUCAUCGCCGAGGUGCUGUUUGCGGUGACCAGCAUGCUGAGUUUCACUCGCCUGGCCUACAUCCUACCAGCACACGAGUCUCUUGGUACCCUGCAGAUCUCCAUUGGAAAGAUGAUUGACGACAUGAUGAGAUUCAUGUUCAUUUUGGUGAUCAUUGGAACUGCCUUCCUGUGUGGCGUCAACAAUAUCUAUGUCCCAUAUAUGAUUUCCCCUAAUCUUGGAAGGUUAAAUGAAACAUUCAGCUUCCUCUUCUGGACUAUGUUUGGUAUGGCUGACCAAACGUAUGUGGACAUGCCUGAGUUUGUUUUGGCUGAGUUUGUUGGCAGAAUCCUUUACGGUAUCUACACCCUGGUCAUUGUCAUUGUACUCCUAAACAUGCUCAUUGCUAUGAUCACCAACUCUUUUCAGAAGAUUGAGGAUGAUGCUGAUGUAGAGUGGAAAUUUGCCCGUUCAAAGCUCUACCUGAGUUACUUCAGAGAAGGACUGACUAUGCCUGUCCCCUUCAACAUCAUCCCCUCUCCAAAGGCCGUUUUCUAUCUUUUGAGAGGAAUUGUCAGACGAAUCUGCUGCUGCUGCUUCAACUGUAACUCUGCUCCAGACUACCCUCCGCUUGCAUCUAUGAAGGAUGACAUGGGUGCAGGGGAGAACCGCAUUCCCUACAGACAGCAGGUCAUCCGCGCUCUGGUUCAGCGCUACAUUGAGUCUGCCAGGAGAGAGUUUGAAGAGACAAAACGCAAAGACGUUGGGAACAGGAUUACAGAGCUGAGCAAAGUGAUCGGCCAGCUACACACUGAAAUGAAACACAUUCAAAUGAACCUGUUUGACCACUCAGACAACCCCAAAGGAAACCCGUCAGGAGGAUCUUCUUUCCUGGGAAAGUACAUCCUUGGAGCCAAAAACAACUUUAGGGGCUUCAACAGCAAUGAGAGAAGCACUGUUCCAUUACAUGAGCCUAUACUCCAUGAAGAACCAGCGGAGAAGACUGUGGAAGAGAAUGAUGAAGAGACUGCAGACGUGCAGGAGUCACCGCCCGCUGAUACAGAGCCAGACAGGAAGUCAAAUGAAGAGCAAAGUAGUGAGGGAGAAAUAGAUAAUGCUGUGGAAGACAUGAAUGAGACUGAGGGGGGAGAAGAAGAGGGGGACGUGGAGACAGGAAAUGAUGAUGUCACUGAGAUUAGCAUGGAUGAAGAGAAGGAGGAGGAGGCUGAAAAGAAUACAGAUGCAGAGAAUACAAGCGAGACAGUUAUAGAUAUAGAGUCCAACACAGAUGCUGAAAGUGAAGCUAGUGGGAACAGAGAAGAUGAGAUGAUAGCGGAGGAAGUGAAUGAUAAUACAGAUGAGGCGACAGGAGAAACAGAUCAAAAUGAAGCAGAAACUGAGGAAAAUGGAGAGGUUGAGGAAAGUAGUGGAACGACAGAAGAUAUAAAUGAGGACAUAGUUGACGUCAUCAGUGAGAAUACAGGUGAGGGCAUCAAGAUUGACCUGAAUAAAGCAAACCUAGUGAGUUUCUUAGCAAAGAGGAUAGAGGAAAAGCUAGAAAGGAAUUUCAGUUUCAUUGCAAACCAAGCAUCAUCUCCAACUGGCAGCGAUGACUCCCAAGACACCGGUUUCGGUUCUCAAGAAUUUGACCUCUCAACUAGCGGUCCUUAAAAUUGAAAUCAGUUUGUAUAAGAUUAGUUCAAAAUGACUAGCUUAUGAGAACCAUGAACCUAGCUCAGAGCAUUUUUAGUGUUGAAAGAUAAUAAAACGCUUUGUUGCAAUGGCCUCAGAAAAUAUUUGGACACUCUUGUCACACAAAAUAUCAAACCAAGUCGCACCUGAAAACAAAUGAAUCUGGAGCUUUAAACUUUUUUAUAAAAGUAACUUAGUGAAUGUUUAGAGUCUGUUCACACAUUCAUAGUUCAUCACAUUAACUAUCGUUUUAGCAUUUAAAAGUUUACAAACCCUGCGUUCCAUUCGGAAGGGCUCAUCCCUAUGUCCUAUUUCCUUCAAAGGGCUUACCCUUUGGAGUGAGAGCUUCGAAAGGGUUGAAGGGUGUAGGGGACCAAACUGCAGUUUCAAGUGCAUUUCGCCAUCCAUUUCAUCAUACCAUGCCCAUAUGGAGAUGCUGUCACCAUGCAAAGAAUCAUGGGGACCGAAGUGUCCAUCAGUUAUACUCUUCAAAAUCUUUUAUUCGCCUUGAAGUGCCCAGUAUUGAGCACUUUGAUUUGGAGCGAUGCUUCAAAAUGGCGGCCAUGAUUGUUUUCACUUUUAAGUGUUCUUUGGAGGGCGAUAUAACUCGUUUGGAACGCACUGAAAGUCUUUUCUGAAGAUUUCUGAGAAAUCUGCCAAUGGGCGAGACUUCAGGUUCAUUAGCUGAGAAGAAUAACAACGUGCAAUAAACAGUAAAACUGUUUGCAUUACAAACUAGUGUGUUCAUAAUUAAGAUUAUGUAUGUAUUCAAUUAAUGCAUUAAAACAAUAUGGUAAGACACACCAAUUUGCAAUAUCAAGCAAUAAAACAAGCUGUUUUGUACAGCUAAAAAUAACUGAAUGUGGAUUAAACAGGAAGCCAGAUCCAUAAAGUGCCUGCUUUUGCUUGCAGGGUUGCCAGGUUUUCACAAUAAAACCUGCCCAAUUUCCACUUAAAACUAGCCCAGUUGUGUUUCACUGCGGGGAUUCCACUCGUAAAAAUCGUAGGGUUGAAAUACAAGUUUUUUUUGGAACAGUUCCCGUAGUAAAAUCUGAGAUUUUCUCACUAUUGGGAUAUGAGAGGGUCUGUCUUUCUUACUAUUGGAGAAAGUGUAACAGCUAACUUGGAUCACAUGUCCCUUAAUAACCAAUUACAUUAGAGCCUUGACAUCAUUGAAUUCCAGUUCAGAGUUGUGCGACACUCAAUCGCCGUUUACAGACACCAUAGGAAAAAAUAGAAAGUGUCGUAAGCUGAAUAUCACCUGUCGCAAAAAGUCUGUGACUUCUCUUAUAAAACUGUUUUUUUGGUGUAAACUCUAAAAAUAGUUCAAUUCAAAACUAUUGUUUAGAAGAUAGGCUGUCUAUUCAAUAAACGAUAAGCUAUUUCCUCAAAAAAAGCUGUUUAUUCAGUGUAGUGAAGGCUUUCCUCCAUUGACAUCCAUUCAAAGAAAACUCCCUCUGGUCUUUCCCAGACCGGAAGCAUUAGCUUUAGCUGUUUUUAUGCUUUACGCUUUUUUGGCUAAAGGUUGCAGGCUUACCUUUUAUUGGCUUUGGUAAAAUUCACAUUCCAGGAGCUGAAUCUUACAACUGCGGAUAUGAGAAACAACCCACGGCAAGUGUUAAAGUAACUUAGCCCAAUUGUACUGGAAAACCGCAGACCUGGCAACGCUGCUUGCAGGAAAAAUAAGGUGGAUAAUGCCUGCUAUGAAUUCAGCUAUGCCAUGACAGGAAAAAAAUACAUUUCUAAAAACAUUAACAUAGAAAAUAAGUUUUAAACUGUAAAUUUCACAAUAUGACUUUUUUUUUUUUUUUUUGCUUCCCUUAAAUUUUUCAACAGCGGUCUGUUUUUAAGUGUACAUUAUGUGACAAAAUACUUUUUGAGGCCAUUGUAUAUAUCAUGUAAUGAACUUUGAGAGAAGCACAGGUCUGUUGUUGGUCCUCUGAAACUGUAAAAUAAUUUGUAAAUCAUGUAGAUUAAGUCAUUGUUGAAGAAAGUCAUGUCGUUAUUAAAAUCCAUAGAGCACCAUUCCAUAAUAUUGUACUCAUAAUAAAUAUGCAAUGUCAUAAUAGAAAUUGAUUUCUA